CUCGCUUCAGACGUCAAUCGCGGGGCGUGUGUCUUGCUGGGACACAGUGGAGGUCUCAGCUCUGGUUUUCGGAGCGGUCGGGUGCAUUCUCCUCCCCUGGCCCCCACGUCCUCGAAGCCCCCGCCGCCAGACCCAUCGGCGAAACCAGCCAGUGACUCCUGCGGCGCCCUCCCGCACCGGAUCGCUCCUCGCUGGGGCGGGACCUGGCCCAACAGCUCCGGUCACUAUGAGUGAAACAUCUUUCAACCUAAUAUCGGAAAAAUGUGACAUUCUAUCAAUCCUCCGGGAUCACCCUGAAAACAGGAUUUACCAGAGGAAAAUCCAGGAACUCAGCAAAAUGUUCACCGCGAUCCGCAAGACCAAGGGGGACGGGAACUGCUUCUACCGGGCCCUGGGCUACUCCUACCUGGAGUCUCUGCUGGGGAAGAGCAGAGAGACCCUCAAGUUCAAAGAGCGCGUACUGCAGACCCCCAACGACCUCCUGGCCGCCGGCUUCGAGGAGCACAGGUUCCGAAACUUCUUCAAUGCUUUUUACAGUGUGGUGGAGCUGGUGGAGAAGGACGGCUCCGUGUCCAGCCUGCUGAGGGUGUUCAACGACCAGAGCGCCUCGGACAGAAUCGUGCAGUUCCUGCGCCUGCUCACUUCGGCCUUCAUCAGGAACCGCGCCGACUUCUUCCGGCACUUCAUCGACGAGGAGAUGGACAUCAAGGACUUCUGCGCUCACGAAGUGGAGCCGAUGGCCACGGAGUGUGACCACAUCCAGAUCACGGCCCUGUCGCAGGCGCUGAACAUCGCCCUGCAGGUGGAGUACGUGGACGAGACGGACACGGCCCUGAACCACCACGUGUUCCCCGAGGCGGCCGCCCCCUCCGUGUACCUGCUCUAUAAAACUUCCCACUACAACAUCCUUUACGCAGCCGAUAAACGUGAUUAAUUUUAGGCCACGAAGUGGAGCCUGUGCCCCUCACGGGGACUGCAUUCUGAAUGGAACGUCGCGGCUUUUCAAUUUUUUUAAGCGGGUUAGACUGUAGUUGGAAACCAGCGCACACGGACUUUUGGGGCAGAGUCCCUGGGAAUGAGGCCUACCGAUUAGGGACUGCGGUCAUUGGGCGAUAUUUUUAGUAUUUGUUUUCAUAAGGGACCAAAUGGUCUUUAACUCGGGGUUCGGGGGCCAGGGCCCCCCGGCUCUGCCCCAGGUCCCUUGAGACCGCGGGUCAGUCUCCUCCCCUCCCUGGGCCUGCUUCUCCGUCGCCGGAGCUUUCCGCCAGCGCCGACAUCUAUUUUUGUACAAAAACAAGCCGGGGCCCUCUGGUCAGCCUUUUCACCACGGGCAGCGCCUCUCUCUAAGGGAGGAAAAGCUCAAGGUCGACUGUCUUAAGCGACGUACAAGUUCUAUAAAAACGAAUCAGCUCUAACCACCUGUCGGGCUGGACUCUGGUGGGCGGCUGGGUGAAGCGCCGGCCAGCCUGGAUGCACGGGCUUCGACGUGGUUCCAAACUUCUGUCGCGGGAGUGUUUUCUCACCCCUAACUUCAGAAGGAAAAAGAGACUUUUAUGCCAAAGCCUAGAAAGCGGACUUGAGCGGGACGUUCACGUUGUCGGGGCCCCUCUACCUCUCCCAGGGCCAGGACUGCCUGCCCGGCCACUCAGGGUUCCUCCGCCAGCCCCGCCCGGACCACUGCUCAAG
Molecule: messenger RNA, 1686 nt
Organism: Phyllostomus discolor (pale spear-nosed bat)
Lineage: Eukaryota; Metazoa; Chordata; Mammalia; Chiroptera; Phyllostomidae
Gene: OTUB2
Product: OTU deubiquitinase, ubiquitin aldehyde binding 2
Exons: 6
Coding region: 227-934 (235 amino acids)
Biological process (GO): negative regulation of double-strand break repair; protein K48-linked deubiquitination
Cellular component (GO): nucleus
Molecular function (GO): cysteine-type deubiquitinase activity; ubiquitin binding
Source: RefSeq, a predicted model, not a curated record